Saccharomyces eubayanus is the source of this 3018-nucleotide messenger RNA. RefSeq names its product CORVET complex subunit VPS3 (gene VPS3). The record is from RefSeq and is a predicted model, not a curated record. The transcript has a single exon. NCBI's taxonomy places the organism in Eukaryota, Fungi, Ascomycota, Saccharomycetes, Saccharomycetales, Saccharomycetaceae. The coding region runs from base 1 to 3018 and encodes 1005 amino acids. Gene Ontology annotation, biological process: vesicle-mediated transport; autophagy; endosomal vesicle fusion. Gene Ontology annotation, cellular component: cytoplasm; fungal-type vacuole membrane.
AUGGCAAAAAAGAAGAUAAAGGUCAAUAACACAAAGGUACAAGAUAACGAUGAAAGAGAAUCUAAAAUAGGCAUCGAACCCCCCCAUGAAGAAAACGAUGAGACCGGAACGAAAGAUAAUGGCCAAGAAACCCUCGAAGGAGAAAAUCAGCAGUCGAGUUUACACAGUGCUAAUCAAGAGGAUGUAGAGGAAGCUGACAAAUUCUCUCAAGAGGAAAGUCGAUCAACUGACAAUUCAAGUUUCGACAAGGAUACAGCACGGGAAGCCAUAGAAAACGACGUCACAAAAGAAGAUACUUCAGGAACAGAGGCCGGAAUGUCCACAAAUGAUAAUCAGAAAGAAGACUUGUCACUCAAGAUAAACGAAGGCCCUUUCAGACUCUCCACCGUAUUAGAAAAUGUACCAUCAGACUUGGCAUACACAUGCUGUGAAGCAUAUGACAACCAUAUAUUUUUGGGGACUACUACUGGUGAUCUUCUACACUAUUUCGAACUCGAACGUGGAAACUAUAUGCUUGUCUCUCAAACAAAGUUCGACGCAGAUUCAGAUGCAAAGAUAGACAAAAUCUUGCUUUUACCCAAGGUAGAGGGUGCGCUGAUAUUAUGCAACAAUGAACUAGUAUUGUUUAUUCUUCCUGAAUUUGCGCCAAGACCCAAUACGGUGAGACUCAGAGGUAUCAAUGACGUCCUUGUCUGUAAUUUUUCUCGAAGCUCAAACGCUUAUAGAAUAUACGCAUUUCACGCAGAGGGAAUAAGACUGCUUAAAAUAUCUGCAAAUUCAUUGGUGUUCGCCAAAACCUUUAAUUUCAAACUGAUAGAUAAAGCAUGUGCACACGAACAAACAUUAAUGAUUUCAAAGCUAAACAAUUAUGAGCUUGUAAAUCUAAAAUCAUCGCAGGUAAUUCCUCUGUUUCGAAUAAGCGAAACCGAUGAAGAACUGGAACCUAUAAUAACUAAUUUCAAUGAUGAUAAUGAAUUUCUAGUUUGUUCUGGAGGAGGAUCAUACGAAAAUGGUGCUAUGGCUUUGGUAGUAAAUCAUCAUGGAGAUAUAAUAAAAGGAACAAUGCUACUGAAGAAUUACCCAAGAAAAGUCAUUGUAGAAUUUCCCUACAUAAUUGUAGAUUCGGGGUUCCAAUCUGUUGAUAUAUAUUCUGCUUUGUCUAGUGAAGAAUCACAGUUAUUACAAAGUAUAACCAAUUCAAAAAUAGAUCUGAAAAUUUCAAGGACAGAUAAAGUUUUCACGAACACCAACACUUCUGAAGAAUUUAGAAAGAAAAUAUCCAAUAAGCUACGAUUACAGCCUUUAACCCACAGCGACAACAAGUUUAGAAUAGAAAGAGAACGUGCAUUGGUCGAAGAGUCCUAUGAGGAGAAAUCUUCUUUAGUCAUUUAUAAUAAUCUAGGAAUUCAUUUACUAGUACCGAAACCUAUGGUCCUAAGUUUUACAUCCUAUGAUGAAUCUGAAAUUGAUAAUAUUGAAGAUCAACUGAAAAAGCUUUCAAGAAGGGAUUUGACGAAGUUUCAAAAAAUUGAAGCAAAAUAUCUUAUGUCUCUUUUAUUGUUCCUAAUGAUGCUACAUUAUGAUCACAUAGAAGAUGAGGUAAUGAAAAAGUGGUGCGAAUUUUCUGAUAAGGUUGAUAUAAGGAUAUUAUUCUACUUACUUGGCUGGAAAGUUUACAGCGAAAUCUGGUGUUUCCGUGGAUUAGUAGAUAUAGUUGAACAAUUGAAGAGUCUGAAACUGAGUAAUAAAUGUGAAAAUGUCAUUAAAAUGAUUUUGAUGAUAAAAUCUGAUCUGAAGAAAAGAGACAAAAAUGGAAUUCUAGUAACUGACUUUAGUGACAUAAUGAAAUCCAUCGAUAUAACCUUGCUCGGCUUGCAAUUGGAUUCAGGGAGCGAAGUAACUAUAGACAUGUUUGAACAGGAAAGUUUUGACGAAAUUAUAAAGGAAAUUUAUUCACGUGGAGACGAUAUUUCUAGAAGAAGAUUAUUAAUCGAUAUCCAUAAAGAAAAGGGAGAGUAUGUCGAACCACUGAAACUUUUGAAAAGGGCAAAAGAUUAUAAGUCGCUGAUAUCAUUUAUUGAAGAAAACAUAAGAUGUCUUCCUGAGGAAUAUGUUAAAGAAACACUAAAUGAUGAUCUUAUUAUCAGCCUUAGACAAGGCAAUAAAAAUGCAGACAGCAAUAGUAUCAAACAGGUUCUAAAAAUAUUAGACAUUGCUGGCAUAAGUAAGAAUGAGUUUUUAGACAGGAUACCAGAGGAAGGUAUAUCAUUGAAAGUAUCGUUCAUAGAGGAGCUGGGGGUUCAGAAUAGUAAGGAUUCAAAAUUUCUUUUUAACUAUUAUUUGACAAAAUUACAAGAGAUAAUCAGCAAAGAUAAAAUAUGGUUUAUACUUGACGAUUUCAUAAAGGAGUAUAAGGACGAUUUGGCCUAUGACAAGACGGAUAUAACAAGUUUUAUUGACAUCAAAUUAAAACAUAGCGUGAAGUGUGAGAGGUUCUCAAAAUACUAUGGAAAAUGUGAAAACCUGAAAAUAGAAAAUAUAGAAGAUAGUGAAUUUAUUAAAUUUGCUUUCGGGGAAAUUUCAAAGAUCGAUAGAGAUCACAUAUUAUGCCUGCUAUUCUUUUCCAAUGAUCUCAUAAAAUGGAUUUCGCCUAAAGAGUUAUUGAAAGUAUACCUAUCGUUCAAUGACUUUAGAAGUGUAGAGAAAUUCACGGAUAAGCCGGAUCUGAUUGCGGUCAUGAAACAAUAUUUGAAGAUAACUUCUUUAAACUACUCAGUUGAGUUGAUUUCUAAUUUACUACGAAGAAAUUUUAACCUCUUAGAUGACAUAGAUACACAAUUAAUGGUGCUUGAAACUAUACCUUCUGACUUUCCUAUGCAAUCAAUAUCCGAAUUACUUUUAAAGAUGAUUAUCCAGUACCAAGAUAAGAGAGAGGAUUCUAACUUACGAAAGUUCUUACUAAAAAAUCAAAUUUCUAUUUCUGAUGAACUGAAUCGGAAUUUCGAAGCUCAAGAAUGA